Molecule: messenger RNA, 4704 nt
Organism: Saxophila tyrrhenica
Lineage: Eukaryota; Fungi; Ascomycota; Dothideomycetes; Mycosphaerellales; Extremaceae
Gene: SIN3
Product: Transcriptional regulatory protein sin3
Exons: 4
Coding region: 1-4704 (1567 amino acids)
Biological process (GO): negative regulation of transcription by RNA polymerase II
Cellular component (GO): Sin3-type complex; chromatin
Molecular function (GO): transcription corepressor activity
Source: RefSeq, a predicted model, not a curated record
AUGGAGCGCGGGUGGCCGCCGCCAGCGGGCGGGAACGCACAUAGCAAUCCAGAAGCAAACCAAUCGAGACCAGCGUUUGGCGCCGGUCAGCAGUCACCUCCACAAGGCCACUCCGGCCUUCCUCCUCCGCCGCCGAGUGGUCCCUUUCCACACUUCCACCAACAACCUCCUUCGAUCGCGAAUUUGACCGGCAUCAGCCAGUCAUCGCCCAGACAGCCCGGAAGACCUGAAGGGCCACAACAAGCACCGCCGCAAGGCCCACAACUCCCUCUGCCAGGUUUCAGUCAAGCGACAGGCCAACCUGGGCAAGCAGAGCGAGAACGCGACAGAGCGCGUGAAGAGACGCAUAUCAAGGAAGAAGAGGACAGGAGACAGCGCGAGCAGCAGGAGCGGCAGCGGUUUGAGCAAGCGCCUCCUCAUCAGACGCAGGCGGCUCCGCCUAUGCACUUGCAUCAGCCGGUAGCUGUAGGACCUCGCUCAGUACACGGGCCAAACGGUCUGCUCGCGAAUCCAGGGCCGCCCUCACAGCAAUCCAUGGGAAUGGGUGCGCCCAACGGACCGGCCAACAUGUUUCCUGGAGGACCUGUCCAGCCCACAUCCCAAGGCCAAGGACCCACCAUGCAGCAGCAGAUGCAGGCCUCGAUACUGGUGCCAGGACAUCCUGGAGCACAGCAGCCCGGCCAGCAAGGACAACAGACUGGACAGCCUAGCCAAAGCCAGGGCCAGGGCCAGCAGCCGAUUCUCAAUGACGCAUUGAGCUAUCUUGAUCAAGUCAAGGUGCAGUUUGCUGACUCUCCUGAUGUCUAUAAUAGAUUCCUGGACAUCAUGAAGGACUUCAAGAGCGGCGCCAUCGAUACGCCAGGCGUGAUUGGUAGAGUCAGCACACUCUUCAAUGGCAACCCGGAGCUCAUCCAGGGCUUCAACACCUUCCUGCCGCCAGGCUAUCGCAUCGAGUGUGGGCCCGGCACCGAUCCGAAUGAGAUUCGCGUGACGACGCCCAUGGGGUCUAGCAUCCUUCCCAUGCCGCAGCCGCAGCGCUUACAUCCAGAUCAAGACGGUGGGCAGGAUGCUUUGCGCCCGCCGAAUGGCACAUCGACGCCUCAGCCAGGGCAUUCAGCACCCAGAGCGCUCAGUCCGGGUGGGAGGCCAGUACCUGCAGCCGAAGCGCCAUAUCUGCGUGCGAUUGAAGCAGCUCAGCGGCAAGAGCAGCAACAGUCGAUGCACCAGCAAGAGCAACGUGGAGUGAACUCGCUUCAGAACGCUGUGUCCGCCGCGACUGCAGCAGGUGGUGGGCUGCGCGCUGGCAUUUCACCAAGAGCGACCCCGCUGCCGGGACAACAAGAUGCGAACCCCAUGGCAGAUGGCCAGGCUGGUCAAGCUGGCAUGGAGAAGCGCGGACCGGUUGAGUUCAAUCAUGCCAUUAGUUAUGUGAACAAGAUCAAGAAUCGUUUUGCUUCACAUCCAGAUAUCUACAAGCAGUUCCUCGAAAUUCUUCAGACCUACCAGCGCGAGUCGAAGCCGAUCCAAGACGUAUACAGCCAAGUCACUCGUCUUUUCGACGGCGCGCCAGACCUACUCGAAGACUUCAAGCAAUUCUUACCAGAGUCGGCCGCGCAGGCGAAAGCAGCAGAGAACGCGCGUCGUCAAGCCGAAGAAGGCAUCAUGUACUCGAACAUGCGCGGCGAACAGGCCUACGGCAGUCCAGUCAUGUCCCGCGAAACGCAGAUUGGCACGCCGAACCAAGGUCGCAACAACCUGCCACCGGUCGGCAACUUCGCACCCACGCCACUCGGCAAGGACAACAACAACAAGAAGCGCAAGGAGAGGCAAGGAACCGCUGGCAGUAACAUUGACGGCGCGAUCGGGCCCAGCGCUGGCAAAGGUGGCAUGUAUGGCGCGGGGGCGCAACCGAACAAGCGCGUCAAGCAGACUCAUCAGCCGGCUGCGAAAGGUCCGAAUGAGGCACCGCCAUCUUCACCUACUCUCGCGCCUCGCCUCCCCGAGCCGCUGCCACCGACUACGUCAUCCGCUGCCACGCCGGAGGAGCUUGCCUUUUUCGAGCGCGCGAAGAAGACCAUUGGCAACAAGAACGUCAUGAACGAGUUCCUCAAGCUCUGCAACCUCUUCAGCCAAGACUUCAUCGACAGGACCGCCCUCGUUCACCGCGCGAAGCAGUUCAUUGGAGGCAACCCUGAUCUCAUGAAGUGGUUUGAAGACUUUGUCGGCUACGACGAGAAGGAUAUCACCAUCGAGAACAGAGCUAGGGAGCCAAUGGUACCCGGUGGCAGAAUCAGUCUCAGCAACUGCCGUGGUCUGGGUCCGUCGUACCGUUUGCUGCCCAAGCGGGAGCGGGUGAAGGUGUGCUCUGGCAGAGACGAGCUGUGCAACGCGGUCCUCAACGACGAGUGGGCUUCGCAUCCGACGUGGGCGUCUGAGGACUCCGGCUUCAUCGCGCAUCGUAAGAACCUUCACGAAGAAGCUCUUCAUAGAAUCGAAGAGGAGCGUCACGACUACGACUAUAACAUCGAAGCAGCCAACCGCACUGUUCAGUUGCUCGAGCCGUACGCGCAGCAGCUCCGCCGCAUGGACCUUCAGCAGCAGCGUGAGUUGGUGUUGCCACCAGGCCUUGGAGGACAGAGCGAGGCGAUCUACAAGAGGACGAUCAUGAAGCUCUACGGCCGCGACCGUGGCGCCGAAGUCAUUGAGAGCCUGAUGGCGACCCCAUACCACGUCAUCCCGGUCUUGCUCAACCGCCUCAAGGAGCGUCUUGAGUCCUGGAAGCUGGCGCAGCGCGAAUGGGAGAAGGUCUGGCGUGAGCAGACGCAGAAGAUGUUCUGGCGAUCGCUCGACCACCAAGCAGUUGGCAUCAAGGUUAACGAGCGUCGCCAAUUCCAGACCAAGGCGCUGCAGGGCGAGAUGGCGGUCAAGUUUGAGGAGAUGAAGAGCAGUGCCGACAAGACCAAGACGGACGACCUUCGUGGCAAGCCGCAGAUUGAGCUUGGGAUUGAUGAUGGGGAUGUCGUCGUCGAUGCUACGUGGCUGAUCCUCUCUAAUGCGAAAACGCAUGAUGUGUCGGAAAACCCGAGGCUGGAGCCGUUCCUGCGCGAGUUCAUUCCUAUGCUCUUUGGCAUCGACGUUGAUGUGUUCGAUCGCAAGCUUAAUGAGAAAAUAGGUGGUACACCGGUCAAUGGCGAUGCCGGUGGUGACGACAACCAGAGCGGCGCCGAAGACUCCGCGAGCGAGAAGCGUGGUAGGAAGAAUGGUAAGACGACGUUGCUGAGGCAGGCUGUUGAUAAGGGGCCAAGAGGCAGGAUGGGCAGGAAGGAUCGCGAGGACAGCAAUACUUCUGCAUCCCGUCAGAGCACACCAGAUGUGGCGUCCCAGGUCGGUGACGACUCUAUGGCUAUCGACGCCGUUGGCACUCCAACCGAAGAAGGCGCCGAGAAGAAGGCGGCUGUCAACGCAGGACCAUCCCGCCGCUGGCUCGACCACCCCAGCAUUGAGAACGACACCGGCACGAAGCAGAUCGCUCCCACGGAGCCACAGGAGAGGCACGUCUUCCGCCUGUGGGCCAACACUCCCAUCUUUUGCUUCGUGCGCAUGUUCAUGACGUUCUACGAGCGCCUGCACCGCCUGAAGCUGGCCGAGCCGACAUGCCGCGAGACUGUCAAGCACGCGAAGAUGCCCAAGCCAGCAGUAGAUCUGGGCAUCAACGACAAGCUGCCGUCGGAGUUCUUCGAAGACAUCGGCCCGAACGCCAAUUACUACAAACAGAUGAUGGAAAAGUUUGUUACCGUGCUCGGGGGCGACAUGGAGUUCGUCAACGACGGCGUCGAGGAGUGCUUGAGGCGCUUCUAUCUGCAAGACGGCUACCCGAUGUAUCAGCUCGAGAAGAUGACGCAGGGGCUGGUGCGCUUCGGCGCGCAGAUGGUGGCGCAAGAUGGUAGCAAGGAUCGCAGCUGGGACAUUCUGCAGCUGUUCAAGAAGGAUCGCAUGAAGAAUGAGACGAGUGCGCAGCAGAUCAUGGACUACCGCAAGGCGGCAGAGAAGCUGAUUGGCAAUGCGGAUGCCUAUCGCAUCGAAUGGGACGAUAUCAAGAAGACGGCAAAGAUCUUCCUCGUGAAGCACGGCGACUGGUUCUACAAAGAAGACUUCCCCUCCGACCGCGACCUCGAGGACCAAUGGCGCUUCUACAUCGCCAGCUACAGCCAGACCGAGCCGACCGAAGGCGUCGACCGCACCCUCGUCACCCCGGUCCUGCUGGCGCGCAACAUCCACGCCAUGGGCGCCGAUCCGAACUCCGACAUCUUCCCGCCUGAGAUCCACGAUGGUGGUGGCGAGGGCGUCGACUCCAUCAUCGCCUCCGACGGCUCGGAGGCUGCCCGCGCAGCCGUGCGUCUGCAUUCGCGGCUGCAGAACUCGGAUAGUGAUGAGAGUUUGAUUCUGCGCAUUGCGGUGGGGAAGUUCUACCGGGUGUUCCAGCCCGGGACGGCGGAUAGUGUGUAUCAGCUCCCCUCUGAGCGUGAAGGUGGCGAGGACGGCGUGCAGAGUGCUGAGGAGGCUACGGCGGAGAGGGGGGCUAAGAUGCGGGAGCGGUGGGUGCAGUUUGGUGAUGGGGUGGUUGGGGAUGUUGAGGCGGGGGAGGCGGGGUUUGCGGCGGUGGUUGAGGGGGAGGCGGGCGAGGGGAUGGAGGUUGAUGGUUGA